Molecule: messenger RNA, 4749 nt
Organism: Scomber scombrus (Atlantic mackerel)
Lineage: Eukaryota; Metazoa; Chordata; Actinopteri; Scombriformes; Scombridae
Gene: camsap1a
Product: calmodulin regulated spectrin-associated protein 1a
Exons: 21
Coding region: 1-4749 (1582 amino acids)
Biological process (GO): neuron projection development; cytoplasmic microtubule organization; negative regulation of microtubule depolymerization
Cellular component (GO): microtubule minus-end
Molecular function (GO): spectrin binding; calmodulin binding; microtubule minus-end binding
Source: RefSeq, a predicted model, not a curated record
AUGGAUGUGGAGGCGAGUGCUGGCAGGGACAGCACCAGGAGGAGAGCAGCAGCAGCGGCGGCAGAUGAUGCCGGAGGAGGAGGAGGCAUGGAGGCUCAGGUUGUACCGCUGGAGCUGUACGACUCUGCAAGAGCCAAAAUAGACGCUAAUCUCCGCUGGUUGUUUGCCAAAGCUUAUGGUAUAGAUCACAUCCCUGCUGACCUGCGGGACCCCUUCUACACCGACCAGUAUGAGCAGGAACACAUUAAGCCCCCCAUCAUCCACCUGCUGCUAUCUGGAGAGCUCUACUGCCGGGUGUGUGGGUUCAUCCUGCACGCUGAGCAGGCAGCCUCGCUCCAAAGCCAUCAGUCUGUCAUCCAGGCCCUCUCCAGGAAAGGCAUCUAUGUCCUAGAGACCGACAACACACCAGUCUCCAGUCGGGACCUCAGCUCAGCUCCCAUAAAGAUGAGCUCCCACAUCCACCUCAUUGAUGCCCUGAUGAUGGCCUACACAGUGGAGAUGAUCAGCAUUGAGAGGGUUGUGUCCAGUGUCAAGCGCUUUUCGAACUUCAGUGCCUCCAAGGAGCUGCCUUUUGACCUGGAAGACGCAAUGGUCUUUUGGAUCAACAAGGUGAACAUGAAGAUGAGGGAGAUCUCAGAAAAAGAGCUGAAAAUGAAACAACAUUUGCUGGAAUCACCUAGUCACCAGAAGUCUCCCUCCAAAUGGUACUGGAAGCUUGUACCUGUACGUUAUCGCAGAGAUCACCUGUCAGGUCGGACACUUCAACACUUCCCCCUGUUGGAUGACCUGUUGAAGGAUAUUUCUGACGGCUCAGCACUACUAGCUUUGAUCCACUUUUAUUGCCCAGAACUCAUCAGACUGGAAGAUAUCUGUCUGAAGGAGGUCCCCUCCAUAGCAGACAGCAUCUACAACAUCCAGCUACUGAAGGAGUUCUCUAAUGAAUACCUGAACAAGUGCUUCUAUAUGAAGCCUGAGGACAUAUUGUAUUCUCCACCAGUACUGAGGCAUAACAUGAUGGUGUUCAUUGCUGAGCUCUUCUGGUGGUGUGAGGUUGUAAAGCCUGACUUUGUACAGCCCAGGGACCUUCAGGAAAUUAGAGAUGUGAGAUUGCUGCUGCAGCCGAAGAGUUCUCGAACCCAUCUACCCAUCUCCAAUGUCACUAAACGUAGUUUCCUGACAUCGUCAAACUCUGCUGACGUCUUGACCACGCCCCCAAGCCCUGACCUCGGCACUAAACAAAGCUCAUUAAGCCCAUCUCACUCUCUACUGCCACUGAGACAGAGACAACAGAAUAGGCUUGAGGAUGACACUUCAGAGCUGAGUAAUCGGUCCAACCCUCUGACGCGUUCCGAUGGGCAGAAUCAGGGAGCAGUAUUGGCCUGGCCAGAGAGGAGGCAGAGGCCCUUAUCACAGCCAGUCCCCUAUGCCCUCCAUUUUCCUCUCGAGGAUGAUACAGACAACAUCAGCCUCGCUCGCUCCAUCAGCAAAGACAGCUUGGCCUCCAACAUUAUGAGUAUUACCCCCAGUCACUUGCUGGGGUCAGGAACACUGCCUCAACACAGACUCUCUGGUCAAAGUCUUCUCAGUCACAUUCGAAUAGAGGAUGAGGAGGAGGAAAUAGAGGAGGAGGAGCUGGUUGCUGUUAUCCACCCUCCUGUGUUUUCCAGAAAACGACUUGAGAGUGACAUGGAGCAGGAUGAGCUGGAAGUCCAGAAUGCAACCCCCACCUCAAGGCUUUCUAAUAGUCGCUGCUCUCCUCGCCUUGAUGCGGGUCCUUUUACUCCAGACCACCAGGCAGACAGCUACUAUCUGGAGCCGUUGAUGCCUGCCGUCCCUAAGCCAGCCAAAGAGAAGAGCAUCAGUCUGAACAAGGAGGAGGAGAGUGGUGAGAGUCGUUCUAGAGCGGCGCUAGCUUACAGGAAAACAACCACCAGUGUCCCAAGCACCUCACAGAAGAAAGCCCUGGUGUCUGAGGCAAACAGAAGCGCUUUUACACCCAUACCUAUGGUAGAAUCAGUCCCAAGCGCUCUCAGGCCACCCACGGAAGGGUCGACAGGCACCCCUCAGCCUGUGAAGAAACAGCCCCACGGUUUUUUUCUUCAUAUGUCAGGAGAGCCAGACCACCACAGUCCUCUAUCCAGUGGGAUGGAUGUAGGACUUGACUCUGACUCAGACAUUGCAGAUCUUGAGGAAGAUGAUGAGGACGAUGAUCAGAUGGAGCUGACUAGAGAGGUGGUGAGGAAAGGAAAGGGAAAAUUCUUAGAAGAUGGUGAGGUGUGUGUAUUUGGAGAGGGAGAGGGGGAGUCAGCCAAGCUGAGGGAAGACUUAAAGGUGAGUGAGCGGGAUGAUAAGGAAGAUGGCAGUGGGCGCUCAAGCCCUUGCCUCAGUACGAUAUCCUGGGCAAGCAGCUGCAGUGCUUCAGGCAGCACUAGUGUCAAAAUGACCAGCUUUGCAGAGAGAAAGCUCCUUAAACUUGCCCUCCGUGAUGGAUUCUCAAGUACCAGCAGCUCCCAGAAGACCACACCAGAUGGCUCGGAGAUUACCCCCUGCCCUCCUUGGCAGCUGAGGAGUGAGGGCAGCUCCAGCUGGGUGGGGAAAGAGCCUGCUUCAGUGUUGGGAAAGAAUAUGAUGGUGAGUCCAUCAGUUGUGCCUUCAGAGCUGCUGCAACUGCACAUGCAGCUAGAAGAGCAAAGACGUGCUAUAGAGUAUCAGAAGAAGAAGAUGGAGACCCUAUCGGCACGUCAGAGACUAAAGCUAGGGAAAGCUGCAUUCUUAAACAUCGUGAAGAAGGGUGGAGGGAAGAGUGAAACACUUCCCUUGCCUCUGAAACACUCCAUCUCCUCAGAACUAGCUGGUGCUGACAAGAGUAAAUUGAAAACCCAGUCCUGCAAAGAUGACUCCUGUCUUGAUGCUCUGAAAGUCCAGGCUAAGGCAGGUCAAACAGAUGGAGGAAAGAUAAACAGAGACAACAGGCUGAACACCUUGUCCCAGGGUAAUGGAGCUGAACCUGACAUGAAUGAAUGUUCCCGCUCCAUAGAUCUCCUCAAUGAAGCUAUUAGUUCUAUUCAGCAGCAGAUGAUGCAGCUCUCCUUACAACAAGACCGACUGAUGAAGCAGAGCGUGGUCUCACCGCCAGAUCCCGUACAAGACCGACUGAUGAAGCAGAGCGUGGUCUCACCGCCAGCCUCUACCUCUCUAGACUCUAGAUCGUUCGCAGUUCACUUUGUCGAUAUCGGUGGCAGCAAUACUGCUCCCACUCGCCGUCCUCCCAAACUUAGCUCCAGCCAACGCAACAAAGCCUCAGAGCGAAAGCAGACAAACGAGAACAGCAAGACGGCUUCGAUCAACUCUGACAGGCAGGAGGCAGGGGUUACUGAGAGCUCCAGGUUAGAGAGAGGCACCACCUUCAGAGUUCAUGAUGACCCCAACCAACGCAGCAGUGGAGAGGGAAAUGGGCGAUUCUCAGACAAACCCCAAUCACAGGACCCGCCAGUCAUCUCCAAUAUGCCCACAUCUCUGUCACAGGCUGCAGAGAGAGAAGAGAACCACAUUGGCAACUCAGGGACGGAGGCCGUGGGUGGAGAUGAGAGUACCAGGGUCAAGGGUCAACUGAUUGAGGUCGAUUUGUCAGAGCUUAAGGACUCAGUGAAGGAUGGCAGCACAGAUUUAACAGACUGCACAACAGAGGGCGAGCAGAAGAAUGUAAUAGGCUUCUUCUUUAAGGACGAUGAGAAGGCAGAAGAUGAAAUGGCAAAGCGUCGUGCUGCCUUCCUUCUCAAACAGCAGCGCAAAGCUGAAGAGGCGAGAAUUCGCAAACAACAGCAAGAAGUAGAGAGUGAGCUUAAACGUGACGAGGCUAGGCGUAAGGCAGAAGAGGAUCGUGUUCGUAAAGAAGAGGAAAAGGCACGUCGAGAGCUAAUAAAGCAGGAAUAUCUAGAGAGGAAGCAGCAAGCCCUGAUGGAGGAGCAGGGUCUGGUCAAGCCUCGCCCACGGACUAAAUCCCGCAGGAGCAGGCCCAAGUCACUUCACCGAGAAGAGUCCAACAGCCUCUCCAAAGGAUCUGCCACACGUCAUUCUCUGAAGGUGUCCAUGUUGAUCAAAGCCCAGGGCUCAGCAGCAGGCUGCAGGGGAGCUGAUCUGAGCAGUCAUCGUGGAUCCACACUGUCUUUGGCUACUGAGGCAGACAGUGUCAUUUCUGGCGGGGCAGAGUCACAGAGGGCUGGAUCUGUGUGCUCUAUGGAGUCAUUCCCUAUGCUGAGCAGAGCAUCUAGCAGGAACAUGGAGAGGGACUGGGAAAGCGCCUCCAUAGCCUCUUCUAUCACUUCAACAGAGUACAAUGGUCCGAAACUUUUCAAAGAGCCAAGUUCCAAGUCCAACAAACCAAUCAUCAUCAACGCCAUCGCACACUGCUGCCUGGCCGGAAAGGUCAAUGAGGGCCAGAAGAAUUUUGUUCUGGAGGAGCUGGAGAAGUGUGAGUCCAAUCAUCUGAUCAUCCUCUUCCGUGACGGCGGGUGCCAGUUCCGCGGCAUUUACUGUUUCUCACCAGACACUGAGGAGAUCGUCAAAUUCACAGGUACAGGGCCGCGCUUUAUCACCCGGAAGAUGAUUGACAAGCUCUACAAGUACAGUUCGGACCGCAAGCAGUUCACCGUCAUCCCAGCCAAGUCUGUGUCGGUCAGCAUAGACGCCCUGACCAUCCACAAUCAACUCUGGCAGGCCAAGAGACCAGGCAGCGCACGGAGGAAGUGA